AUGAAUGCAGUUGUGAAGGUCGCCAAGGAACAGAUCCGCUGUCCCGUCUGUGGAGAUUCAUUUACAGAACCCAAGACUCUGUCAUGUCUCCAUUCUUUCUGUAAAAAAUGCAUCGCAGACCACAUCAUUAAGACGACGAAGAACCAAUCCGAUCCAGCGGCUUUCAGUUGUCCAGUGUGCCGGAAGGAGACUCCAAUGCCACCUGGUGGUUCGCAGUCCCCUUCAUCAUGGGCCGACAACCUGCAGACAAAUACAACAAUAUCUAAAAUACUGAAAGCGUUUGAAAGCGAGUCCUUGUCAAAAAACUGCACAUAUCAUCCAAAUAAGGAAAUAGAAUUUUAUUGUGAAGACCACUUUCUCUCUAUCUGUUCAUUGUGUGCGACCAUUACCCACAAGAAAUGUGAAGAUGUGAUUCCAAUAGAGGAGGCGGCCAAAAGACGCCAUGCAGACAGUGGAAAACUGAGCAGUUUCCUGCUGGAACAAUCCACACUCGCUGAGAAACUUCUGACAGACAGAAAAGGGCAGAUAGAAUAUUUAGAACGGACAGAGUUGGACAUUAAAUCCCACUUAACAAGCUUGAGAAAGAAAGUCAUUGAAAUCUUGGAUUCAUUUGAAAAUAAGGUCGCUGGUGAACUUGUACAGAAGAAGAAUAAAGAAAUUGAAUUUAUAAAGCUUGAAGUACAGACGUGCGAAAAUAUUUUGGAAGAAACACGGAAUGCCUAUGAGUCUUUUCAAGACGCCGUCCAAAAGGAAUCACCAACAGAUUUUGUCCUGACAUACUUGAAGCAAGCUGAGAUGUUCCAACAAAGACAAAUGGCAAUUGGUAGUUUCUGCCAGAACCUGAAGAAUGUGAAAAUCAUUUUUACCGCCAACAAAGUGACAGAACAGGCUUUAAGACAAAUUAAAUCUCUGGGAAAACUACAUGUCGAAAGGACAGCAAAUCGACAUGCUUUGCCUUACGCGAAAUCGUACACAGAGAGUCGGCAAAACUUAUUACAAACACCAAGGUCUGUUUCGUCUUUACACCGAGGAACUACACCACUUCGACCAAUGUCUGGGGCAUCCACAAUUAUUGGUGAGUCCCAGUCACUUCCGGGAAGCAAAAGACGCCCUAUCUCAUUCCGACCACGAGCUUAUUCAACCCUUCCAAAUACGCCGAAGCUACAACCUAUACAACAAAGACCAGAUACCUUUAAACAAGAUAUCCUACCAAAUAAAGAAGUUCUCACAUCAAGAAUUCCAAGAGAUCUGUCCCAAUCUAGACCAUCUGCAACAAAUAUUUCAAACAAUGUAAAAUUGAUUAGAGCUAAACUAAAAUCCACGUUUGACGCGUCUACUCAAGAUCAGCAUGAAUGCUCAAUUGAAGGAGCAACAGUUUUGAAAUCAGGCCAUGUGGUGCUCGCUGACUCCUAUCACAGUUCAUUGAAGUUGUUUGAUCCACAUUACAACUAUCUUGGCUGUAUCAAAUUCUCUACAGCCCCCGGUGACGUCACUGCAAUUGCAGACGACGAAGUUGUCGUCUGCCUACCCGAUACUAUGCAACUGAAGCACGAAAAGCUCCAGAAUAAUAAAUUGGUCCCUGGGGAAUCACUUGCAGUUAGAGACAAAUGUAAUGCUGCAAGUUACAACAACGGAAUUCUUGCUACCUGCUCCGGUAGCACAGUGCACGUUUUCAAGAGAGAAAACGCGCGCUGGAUAAGAAUUCUUUCGCAGAAACUGGAUGUGGACAAUUUAAUGUAUAUUGCCGUUGACAAGGAAGGAGAAAGAAUCGUAGUGACCAAAAAUGGGUAUCCAAAUCGCCCUGUGCUCUGUCUGAACAAAAAUGGUCAAAAGAUCUGGAGUUUUACACACGAAGAGCUCCGUCUGCCAAGGGGCGUGGCCUUCUACAAAGACCAAAUUUUGGUUGUGUCCUGGGACCAGCAGCGCAUUCUGCAACUUAGCAAAGAUGGUCAUUUGGUAGGGACUGUCGUACAUGACGGACUGCAAUGGCCAUGGAAACUGUGCAUUAGCCCCAUGAAUGACAAACUGUUUGUCACCCAAUGUUAUUACAGACUCACUUUGAAAGAGAAAAAUUCAAUUAAAGUUUUCUUGUUGAAAUGACAAAUCAGGACCUUGCA
Molecule: messenger RNA, 2117 nt
Organism: Saccostrea echinata
Lineage: Eukaryota; Metazoa; Mollusca; Bivalvia; Ostreida; Ostreidae
Exons: 1
Coding region: 1-2100 (699 amino acids)
Molecular function (GO): zinc ion binding
Source: RefSeq, a predicted model, not a curated record